AUGCGUCUAGUUGGUUGGGAGGGCAAAACAAGAAAACCUUUAUCUCUCAUUGUCAUGCCAAAAACUCAACAAUCCAAUCAUUUCUCAAUGGCUUUACCUCUACUUGCAACAAUAUUUUGUGGUUCAGUUGACGGGAAUCAGCUAAUGAUUAAAAUGACAUACUCUAGGGCUUACAGUUUUGUUAUCAUUCCAAACACCAAAACCGCAAUUUGCUACAACGACUCCAUGGACAUUCUCAUCAGACUGAAGGCUGCGUCUAAACUCAGUUGUCUCAAGAAAUGUCAGGAUGCAAUUGGGAUGAACUUGAGAGGAUUCAACUACAAGAAGUCAGUGGAAUCAUGUUCGUGCGUGCCAAAGCUGGAUGUCCUGUACAACCUGACCACUGAUCUGGGUGGCGAAUGUCUGGCUUAUGUGACUCAAAAUUGCCCACCAAAAUUUGACUACGUUAUAGAGAACCACAAAUGUUACAAGUUACAAAAGGUAAUGAUCACUUGGUCUGGUGCCAGAACGCGUUGCAACAACUUUGUCUCAUCUCACCCCAUCGUUAUGGAGCAGUUCAAUGAGAUGACCGCUGCCCGCUGGUACUCCGUGUCCGUCUUUCCGUUCGAUCCAGCCAAAGAUACGGCAAGCCUUUGGACGGCUGGUUAUAGAACGUACAUCAAUGAUCUUGCUACUCCGUUUUUGUGGGAGCCAUAUCCAAGUUGGAAUGUUUUAUACGAUUCUCCGCACGUGCAUUCCUUUCCAUUUGAACUCGGUCACUACGACAGCAGUGCCAGGCACCUUGAACAUUAUACCACCGCGCCGCCAAAUGUUAUCACGGAUCAAAACACGUCAAUAAAAAAUUUCCUCUGGAGGUCCAACAACCCAAACCAGCUACAAAACGACAACACCAGCUAUUGCAUCGUGUAUAAACUGAGCUGGGAUAUCGGCUUUGAUGACAAAAAGUUGUCAAACAUUGAUUAA
Messenger RNA from Helobdella robusta, 963 nucleotides. RefSeq lists its product as hypothetical. The record is from RefSeq and is a predicted model, not a curated record. Bases 1 to 963 code for a protein of 320 amino acids. The transcript has 8 exons. Lineage: Eukaryota; Metazoa; Annelida; Clitellata; Rhynchobdellida; Glossiphoniidae.